Molecule: messenger RNA, 740 nt
Organism: Zingiber officinale
Lineage: Eukaryota; Viridiplantae; Streptophyta; Magnoliopsida; Zingiberales; Zingiberaceae
Product: putative lipid-transfer protein DIR1
Exons: 1
Coding region: 179-514 (111 amino acids)
Biological process (GO): systemic acquired resistance
Molecular function (GO): fatty acid binding
Source: RefSeq, a predicted model, not a curated record
CACCGAAAGGUCUGAAACACUACAAGACUCCUCACAUGCAACGUCUGCGGACUAGGCAUAAACUACAAUUUUGUUCGGAUCAAGAUCGACCUGUGAGCUCCCUAAUGCCGCCAACUCGCCUCACGGGCAUCACCCGUUCGCCUCUAUUUAAUCUACAUCGCCGUCGACUUACGAACGCAUGGCGAAUCAGCAAAUGGCGAAGGCGCCGCCAGCUCUGCUCUCGGUCCUCCUCCCCCUUCUGCUGCUCCUCUACUCUGGCUCCGCCGCGGCAGAGGAUAAGAGCAUGUGCAAGAUGAACGAGAAGGGGUUCAUGGCAUGCUUGCCGAGCGUGAAAAGCGGGGCCCCGGCGCUGCCGCCGUCGGAAAAGUGCUGCGCCGCGCUGGCCAAGGCGGACCUCCCCUGCCUCUGCAAGUACAAGGACUCGCCGGAGCUGCCGCAGAUGGGCAUCAAGCCCGAUCUCGCCAAGCAGGUGCCCGCCAAGUGCAAACUCAACGCUCCGACUGAAUGCAACUAAAUAGAUGUAUCACGAAAGAGAAGCAAUGGAGGCCUCCGUUGCCGAUCGAUAACGACGUGUGUUCGCAGAACCAGUCUUAAAAUAUAUAAUUUUAUGCGUUUGCGCUGUUGUAAGCUUUUAAAUGAGUAAAUUUGUCUGUCUAGUUGUGUUUCCUUUGAGGCUUCGCUGUGGUAUUAUAUCUCCACAGUUUAAUUAAGAAAUAAAUUAAUAGAAUCUUUCGUUCUCU